Molecule: messenger RNA, 816 nt
Organism: Opisthorchis viverrini
Lineage: Eukaryota; Metazoa; Platyhelminthes; Trematoda; Opisthorchiida; Opisthorchiidae
Exons: 6
Coding region: 1-684 (227 amino acids)
Biological process (GO): nucleocytoplasmic transport
Cellular component (GO): cytoplasm; nuclear pore
Molecular function (GO): GTPase activator activity
Source: RefSeq, a predicted model, not a curated record
AUGAACAAAACUGUGGCAGCCAGAACCACUGCACGACAAUUUGAUUCUUCCAACAGUGAAUGCUACUUUCAGCCGGUUGUCAGCCUCCCACCGAUAGCGAUAUCAAAUACGGAGGAGAAUGAAGAGGGCGUAUUUAAGCGAAAAGCCAAACUCUACCGGUAUGAUAGGGCAGAGGAUCCACCUGAAUGGAAAGAACGCGGGAAAGGAGUUAUUCAGAUUUUAAAGCACAAUAAAACCGGUCGGUAUCGAGUGCUUAUGCGCCGAGACAGGACCUUCAAAGUUUGCGCAAACCAUGUGAUCACUUCAACCAUGCAGCUGCGACCCAAUUGUAACAGUGACCGAGCCUUUGUUUGGCAGACCCUUGCUGAUUUCGCUGACGAGGUUCCGAAGCCCGAGUUCCUGGGCGUUCGAUUCUCUUGUGCUUCAGAUACUCAGGAGUUCAAAAAAGUAUUCGAAGAUGGUGUAAAACAAGCAGUAGAGGCCAAAAGUAAAUCCUCUUCAGAAACAGUAGAGUCCAAUCGCACAAAAGAAACAUCAGGUGACGAUAACGAAGAAGCUGAGUCCCAAUUGUCUCAAUCAUUCACUCGAUUGCGUAUGGACAAAUCCGAUGCUCCCAAAGCAGAUGCAGACGAAGUCUCACCCAAGCUACUCACUGCUGGAUCAGGGGACAAGCCUUCUGGUUGAUUAUUUUUUUCAUGGCUAUUGUUUGUCUUAGUCAACUGUCAACUCUGAGCGAUCAGUAUGCAACCGCAUUUACUGGCUUUGUUUCACUGAAAUUCCUCCAACAUUUGUGUGUUGCAUUUUCGUAUAUUCGAU